Malurus melanocephalus (red-backed fairy wren) is the source of this 1737-nucleotide messenger RNA. RefSeq names its product hepatocyte nuclear factor 4 alpha (gene HNF4A). The record is from RefSeq and is a predicted model, not a curated record. NCBI's taxonomy places the organism in Eukaryota, Metazoa, Chordata, Aves, Passeriformes, Maluridae. The transcript has 10 exons. Gene Ontology annotation, biological process: cell differentiation; positive regulation of transcription by RNA polymerase II; anatomical structure development. Bases 138 to 1535 code for a protein of 465 amino acids. Gene Ontology annotation, molecular function: nuclear receptor activity; zinc ion binding; RNA polymerase II cis-regulatory region sequence-specific DNA binding.
CUCAGCAAAUCCUUUCAGAGAAAUAUCUGAAUUAAAAGCCAACAGGUAGGGGACGCAGUGAAGGCAGAGGGAGGCAGCAGGGCCAAUAGCCUGGGCCAAGGGAAUCGGUGCAAUCUGGCCCGUGUUUGCCGAGGAUAAUGCGCCUCUCCAAAGCCCUCAUAGACAUGGAGAUGGCAGAUUAUAGCGCAGCGCUGGACCCGGCCUACACCACCCUGGAGUUCGAGAACAUGCAGGUGCUGGCCAUGGGCAACGCAGACACRUCUCCAUCAGAAGCAGCCAACCUCAACACCUCCAGCAGCAUYGGGGUGAGYGCUCUGUGUGCCAUYUGUGGGGAYCGUGCCACGGGCAAGCACUAUGGRGCCUCCAGCUGCGAYGGCUGCAAGGGCUUCUUCAGGAGGAGCGUCAGGAAAAACCACAUGUACUCCUGCAGGUUCAACAGGCAGUGUGUUGUAGACAAAGACAAGAGGAACCAGUGCCGAUACUGCAGGCUGAAGAAGUGCUUCCGAGCAGGAAUGAAGAAGGAAGCUGURCAAAACGAACGGGACCGAAUCAGCACCCGCAGAUCAAGUUACGAGGACAGCAGCUUGCCCUCCAUCAACGCCCUCCUGCAUGCAGAAGCCCUGGCACAGCAGAUAUCAUCCCCGGUUCCUGUGAUCAAYGGAGACAUCCGAGGCAAGAAGAUUGCCAAUAUCUCUGACGUGUGUGAGUCCAUGAAGCAGCAGCUGCUGGUGCUGGUGGAGUGGGCCAAGUACAUCCCCCCGUUCUGUGAGCUGCCCCUGGAUGACCAGGUAGCGCUUCUGCGUGCACACGCAGGGGAGCAUCUGUUACUGGGAGCUGCCAAGAGGUCCAUGGUGUUCAAGGAUGUCCUGCUGCUAGGAAAUGAUCACAUCAUCCCACGGAACUGCCCCGAGCUGGUGGAGGUGAACCGCGUGGCCAUCCGCAUCCUGGACGAGCUGGUGCUCCCCUUCCAGGAGCUGCAGAUAGAUGAUAAUGAAUAUGCCUGCUUGAAAGCCAUCAUCUUCUUCGACCCAGAUGCCAAGGGGCUGAGCGACCCRUCCAAGAUCAAGCGGAUGCGSUACCAGGUGCAGGUGAGCCUGGAGGAUUACAUCAACGACCGGCAGUACGACUCGCGGGGCCGCUUCGGAGAGCUGCUGCUGCUGCUGCCCGUGCUGCAGAGCAUCACCUGGCAGAUGAUAGAGCAGAUCCAGUUCGUCAAGCUCUUCGGCAUGGCCAAGAUUGACAACCUGCUGCAGGAGAUGCUGCUGGGAGGCUCAUCGAGUGAAACGCCGCAYGCCCACCACCCCCUGCACCCCCACCUGAUCCAGGAGAACCUGGGAACAAAYGUCAUCGUGGCCAACACAAUGCCUCCUCAGAUGCACAACGGGCAGAUGUCUACUCCAGAAACUCCACAGCCGUCUCCACCCGCAGGCUCAGGACCAGAGCAGUACAAGCUGCUGCCUGGAGCCAUUGCAACCGUGGCAAAGCAGCCCAACUCCAUCCCACAGCCUGCCAUCACCAAACAGGAGGUCAUCUAGCAUCCUGCACCCCUGCUGGCCUCCUUCGGAGCARUGUGUGGGAGAAAAGCCCAGACUGACUCUGCCACUGUGAAAAGAGAAGCCAUCCACAGGUCCCUGGGCACAAACACAYGGACUUGCUUAUUGGACUGAGCACCAUCAGAAGCUGUCUUCCUGCAGCUACUGACAGCACGUGCCAUGGGCAGCCCCGAGUCCCAGAACU